Molecule: messenger RNA, 3208 nt
Organism: Syngnathus acus (greater pipefish)
Lineage: Eukaryota; Metazoa; Chordata; Actinopteri; Syngnathiformes; Syngnathidae
Gene: rtn4a
Product: reticulon 4a
Exons: 9
Coding region: 228-3146 (972 amino acids)
Biological process (GO): endoplasmic reticulum tubular network formation; neuron differentiation; brain development
Cellular component (GO): postsynaptic density; neuron projection
Source: RefSeq, a predicted model, not a curated record
CCUCUUUGCCUCUUCAACUUGGCGCUUCCCGUCCAGACUCGGGUUUGACUGUCUGUCCGUGUGCUGAAAGAGUCCAAAUCCAAACUUUGUCUGCGUCUGGCGUCCAGGGAACACUUGAGCGACAAGAGCGUCAAAAUCGACCUCGCAGUUCUUGUGUAAGAAGUGGAUUUUUCUGUCAGGCGCGCGCCUCUGAAACUUUACUGUUAACCCGAGUUGGACAAAGAAAGAUGGCAGACAACGAGGAGCAGCAAGUGUCGUCCAGCUCGGCUCUCUUCAGCGACGAGAUCCACCACUAUCGGGCCGAGCCCGAACUUUACACCGGCGUGCCGCUGGAUCAACAGCCCAAGCAGGACCUCUUCAACCUGGACGACAUCGUGGACUUAGUCGGCGGAGCCCAGGUCGCCCUGGAGCGGCACAUGGCUGAAGAUGGUGAGACUCACUGGUUCACGGAAACCCCUGAAGAGGAGCCCGCCUCACUGGACCCGCAGCCGGAACCGGUGCCGCAAGUGAGGGACGAAGAAGGGGAGGAGGAGGAGGAGGAUGAUGAUGGGGAGAAAUCAAUGCCAGACUCCAGCUUCCCUCGCACGCCUUCAGCUCCCGAGGCCAGUGGUGAAGCGGAGCCACAGGUUUGUCCAGAGAGCGACGCCCACCCCGCGGCGGCUCCAGCCCAGCCAGUAGCGCCAUCCCCCGCACACGCAGCGCAGCCAGCGUCCCACACACAGCCAGCUCCGACAUCUUAUGCUUCUUCUGCUCCUCCUAAGCCUCAGCCUCUGAUGCAAUUCCCUACAGAACUUGGGCAGAAGGGUGAUUCCCCUGCUCCCAUCUCCCCUCUCCACUCCCCCGAUUCCCUGGAAGAGCUCUCUUUGACCGAGAGCCCCAAGCAACCCCAUCUUCCAGGAUCUGCUGUACCCCAAGGCUCCUUGUCUGCUCAGGCCAAGAAAAUGCCCCAGGAUGAUGACGACAAAGACCCUGGACCCGGGCAUAGUCGGAAUAGGGGUGAACAAAGUCAGUUAACUGGUCCUUACCUGAGCUUAGGUAAAGAGCCGGGGCCUCACGUUCCAUGUGAAGACAGCGGCGUGUCUUUCUCCCCUGAGGAGAAGCAUCCUAGUUCGCAAGCCUCCCCUGUGACCCCCCAGACAGUUGCCAAGUCUCACAUUGCUUCCUCUAACCCAACAGAGCACUGGGAUACACCAUUCCAAGCAUCGCACGACAACUCUAAGGUCUCUAUGGAUUCCUUUUCCAAGGAAGCCGCCACCAUUGGCUCCUCCGCAUACGAGCAAGAGCUGCGUUGCAACUCUUCAGAUGAAGAUGACGACUUGAUGUUGGAAGGGAAGAAGAAUAACCCGUUUGAGGGCUUUCCCCCGCUGUUAGACAGUGGCUCCUGCAACUUUAGGGAAUCCAAAGCUGACACCAAGGCCACGAAAGUGUCAGAGAUUCCCACUCCAGAUCUUGUCCAUUACAGACAACCUGAAGAACUCCAGGAUAGACCGCCGUCAUUCUUCGAUGAGGGGAAAACAUUUGAGACGGGCAUGAAGACCAUUGAUUCCCUCAUGCGGCCAGUGGACCAUUUCUCGUCAGGUCUGGAAGAGGAAGAUGAUGAAGAAGAGGAGGAAGAGGAUGGCACUCUGCCGCUGUCGCUUCCAGACAUCCUGAAGUCUUCCCCACUCAACCCUGACAAACUGGACUCUGGCUCCUCUGAGGGAAGCCCAGAGGAACAGAGCCCCAUUCUUGAGCGUAGGAUGAUGGAGUCACCCAAUCCCCCAAUCAACCUGUCUGCUAAAAACCCCUUUGCUCUGGAGGCUAAAGUGUCUCUGCUUAAGGAGAUGGCGGAUGAGAUGGAUGUGAAAGUGUCAGACAAAGCAAAAGAUGAUGACCUGAAAGGUUUUGGUGCGUUUGAUUUUGUCAAAGAGGCUGAGGAAACAUCCCCAGUGAAAGUAGAACAACCUAUUAAAGUUGAGCAGGAAGAUUGCUUCUCAAGUCACGUUUCUCCCAAGAUGACGGAAAUGUUUGAGCGUCUCGACUUUGAAAGCGCGAAAGCCCGCGUUGAAGAUUCCGAUUCGGAGUCGCCAACCGCAGAUUCUCUGUCUCCAGUCCUGGACGCCAUGGCCAAGAACCCUGCCGGCUUCCAGGUGGAGAAGAGCAAUACCGGCAUGGAGGUGGAGGAGCCCGAGGUGGCUGAAGAGGUUUCUGAGCACGAGGUGUCAUCUGAAGAAUUUGAGUUCAUUGAGAGACCACCCAAGGGAGUCAUUGAUGAGUUUCUUGAGGCUCUUGAGACUUCCACGUUGGCCGUCCCCAAUGCCCCAGAGAUCCCCAUGGAUGAGGAUGUGAGCUCACUUUGUGCAUCUGCGCCAGUUCUUCCCGAAACGGUCGCAGGAGCUCAGAGUCCGAGCUCGUACCGACUCCUAACCCAGUCCGCUUCUCAGAAGAGCAAGACCGAGCUGGACAAACUCAGUGUUCAGGAGCUGCCAGCCCAAACCAAGCCCGUCCAUUCCGCUCUUGUUAAACCGGAAGAGGCGAUGCCACAGAAGAGUGCGGAGGGCAGCAAACCUUUCAAGAUGCCAAGCGUGAACAUCUCGGCAGUGGUGGAUCUGGUGUACUGGCGCGAUGUGAAGACAACGGGUGCGGUGUUCGGCGCGGCGCUGCUGCUGCUGCUGUCACUGACCGUGUGCAGCAUCGUCAGUGUGUUCUCCUACAUUGGCCUGGCGCUGCUCUCCGUCACAGUCUGCUUCCGCAUCUACAAAGGUGUCCUUCAGGCCAUCCAGAAGUCCGACGAGGGACACCCCUUCAAGCAGUUCCUGGAGCGCGAGGUGGCGCUGCCCGAGGACACGGUGCACAAGUACGGUGACGUCCUCCUGGAGAAAAUCAACCAGACAGUCGGCGAGCUGAGGCGUCUCUUCCUGGUCGAGGACCUGGUGGACUCCAUCAAGUUUGCUGUGCUGAUGUGGAUCCUGACCUACGUGGGCGCUUUGUUCAACGGACUCACGCUGGUCAUUCUGGCUGUUAUUGGAGCCUUCAGCUGUCCGAUCAUCUACGAAAAACACCAGGCUAAGAUUGAUCACUACCUGGCGCUCGUCAACAACCAAAUCAAAGGCAUCGUUGGAAAGAUCCAGGCCAAAGUUCCUGGGAUGAAACGUAAAGCUGAGUGACAGGAAGGAGAAGCAGGAAAGUGCGGAGAGGAGGCUGCUGGAUGGGUGGCAGGACAGAAAAU